This is a messenger RNA of Aedes aegypti (yellow fever mosquito), 4064 nucleotides long. It is a transcript of the gene Nab2, whose product is annotated as zinc finger CCCH domain-containing protein 14. NCBI's taxonomy places the organism in Eukaryota, Metazoa, Arthropoda, Insecta, Diptera, Culicidae. Bases 207 to 3461 code for a protein of 1084 amino acids. Gene Ontology annotation, molecular function: poly(A) binding; metal ion binding. Gene Ontology annotation, cellular component: nucleus; cytoplasm. The transcript has 4 exons. Gene Ontology annotation, biological process: regulation of mRNA stability. The record is from RefSeq and is a predicted model, not a curated record.
AAGUAAACGUCAAACUCUGCUGCGGGAUCUUCCUCCGAGACGACGAUGAAAGCAGGCAGAAGCAAAAAGUGAAAAGUUUUUCACGCAAAAAGUGAUUGCUACAGUGGAAAAUUGUGAAGUUUUUUCGGAAAAUUUCGAUUGUGGAUUGCAGUUGGUGAAGAAAUCGAGUUCAUUUGGUGUGCGGUGCUUGAAAGCGCUUGGGAAAAAUGGAUUCUCUCGGGUCGGAAAUCGGCCAGAAGAUGAGGAGCGCCGUCAAGGCGAAACUUAUCGAGCUGGGAACCGGAACGGCCACCGGGUACAUAGACGACGAGCUUCCGGAUUAUGUGAUGAUUAUGGUGGCCAAUAAGCGCUCCCGGCAGCAAAUGGUCGACGAUUUGACGCUGUUUUUGGGGAGUCAGACGGAAGUUUUCGUCAAUUGGUUGCACCAGGUGCUGCAGAAGCUGGAGGAGGUGACACUUCCAGCGACAUCUGGCGUUGCUGCGGGUGCCGCGGGAGGAAAGGGAACAAAGGAAGCGACAGGGAAACGGAAGACAUCCGAGCAGAAGGAUAAAAAGGACAAGAAGAAGGAUAAGAAAGCUAGGAAGAAGGACAAAACGCCGGAAGCGAAAGACAGGGAAGAGGAUCAGCACACGCCUCCACAUCCCGCACAGCUGGGUGGUUCUAUUCAGGAUGUCUUUGCGAAUCAGCUCAUUCAGCAUGCCAAGAAAACGAUGGACGUGGAGGGCAAUGUGACCAAGAAGGACCCCCGGGAGACGACGCCUCCCAUUAGGGACAAUUCGAACUCUCGGACGGGGAAUGAGUUCGAUAUUCCGACUAUAUCGGAGAUUGCCGGGCAGAGUGCGCUUUCGAAACAUCAGAAAGAACUGUCCGAGUUGGAGGAAAUUCAGCAGAAGAUUAAGCAAGCCAAGAAGCAGCUUAGAUCAAUGGGUUCGGAUGAGUCGGAGGAUGAGGAUUUCCUAAACAUCAAAGCGAACGAUGACGAUUUGGAGAACAUUGAAGACGGAGGAGUGGCCGCGGCAGCCAAGAGAAAGGAACGGCGAAAAGUAUCAGUUGAGCAGGAAAAGACUCGAGCAGAGGAUGAGGAACGGAGCAAUACGCCUCCUCCUCCGGUGGCUGUAACGACUCCUCCGAAGAAGAAAUCCAUUAUGGAACGGCUAGGUACCCGUCCGGAAUCGAAACCUGCCCCUGUAGAACCUGCGACCACGAAGGAAACAACCACUACCACCAAUAAAUCCAACAUAAUCAGUCUAUCGGCGCACAGAAGAGAAGAACGUGAACUCUACGUUCCGGUGUUCCGUCGGAAAGAGAUGGAAGAGCAGGCCAAAGCUCGAGAAGCACGGGCCAGGCUUCACCGCAGCAGAAGCCGGGAGAGGGACCGAAGGCGUUCGCCACCGAAUCGAACCGGCCGGAAGGACAGCAGUCGCAGCCGGGAUAGGUCCCGGAGCAGGCGAGAUCGCGAGCGGGACAGGGACAGGAUGCGGGAGCGAUCCCGAAGUCGAGAACGAGGUCGCGACAGAGAACGAGACCGAGAUCGAUCAUCCGGAAGGGUCAAUAAUGGGACAGACGUCCGUACUCGAAUCGGUUCCCGGGUCAUUGUGCUUCCACCGAAACCGGAAUACAACGAGGAAGACGAACUGGAAGUGCCCAUCCCCAGUGUGGUUAAAAUCCAGCCUCGCCCUCAGGUUCCGAAGAACAAACAGCCUAGCAAAAAUCUCCUCUUGAAGGCCAUGGCCGAAGCUCAGCGUUCAACUGCUGCUAAUCUCAAGAAAACCAUCAAUAAUCGCGAGGAAAGCUCUUCGCGACAUCAGCGGAUGCUGAUCGAGAUACCCGGCGCCAAAUCGGAGGGAACUCCUCCGGUGGACGUUCAUUUCGAAUACGAAGACGACGAUGAAGAGGACAUUGUAGAGCAUGUCCUGCGGGAUGAUGACGUUGACGCUGAGUUGGAAGAAAUACUGAACUCAAAUGAUGAGUACAUCCCGGAACCGGUUGCGGUGGCCACUUCUGUACGUUCCGACACUGACAGCGAUGGGUACGUUUAUGUUCCUUCCAAGAGCAACUCCGACAAAACAUCUUUGGAUGAUCUCCCAACGGAUGAAUACGAGCCGAAAGAUCCUGCCAAGAACCCCAAAUUUGUCGUCACCCUCGACGGCGCCUACAAGAAGUCCUCUCGAACUUCCCCCAGUCACACUCCGCCACCCCCUUCGAGCAAAUCCAAACCCUCCAUCAGGGAUCGAAUCGGUCAGAAGGUAUCUAAAAGUGAACGCAGCGCCACGCCGCCUCGGGAUCGCGAAGAGGGCGACGAUCGUGCCCACCAGGAAGCGCUGAAACGCCGAAAGGAACGCUUCAGCAUCAAAACUCCCUCCAAGCGCGACACUUCCAAAUCCCCCGAAAAACGAUCCAAAUCGUCCAAGAAGUCCCCCUCCAAGCGCGAAAAGCGCUCCUCCAACUCCAACCGGAAGUCUUCCCCGAGCGAUCUGAACGAACUGCUCCUCCAGCGAACCAAGGAACUGCUGGUGGACGACAGCGUUUCCUCCUCCCCAAUCUACAUGUCCAAAUCGGACUACGAAAAGAUCGAGCCGAACUCAUCCUCCCGCAAGCGGAAGCGCGUCUCCCCGAUCCAGUUCGCCCUGACGGAUGACGAAGCGGAGGACACCGACGGGGAGUACAACCACCACCGGGAUCGGGACCACCGGGAACGGAAGUCGAUCGAACGGGUUCUCCCCGUGGACGACGACGUGCGGAAGGAUCGGGACCGCCGGGAGCGGGACAGUGAUCGACGAACGACGGCGUCGGCUGCUGAUGAUGAUCUUCGGCGCAAGAACGUGGGCAGCACUUCCGGCAAUGGGGAUAGCAAGUCGCCGUCCAAGAAGAUUAAGAAGCUGGAAUCGAGCCGGAAGUUUGACGAUAUACCGCAGCUGCUCAGUUCGGUGUCGGUACCCUCGGAUGGCCUCUCGAAGAGUAAAGCUAUAAUUAAGGAACGGUGCAAGUACUUCCCGCUGUGCCGGCAGGGCGAUUCGUGUGAGUUCCUGCACCCGAGCACCAACUGCAAGGCCUUCCCGGCGUGCAAGUUUGGGGACAAGUGCCUCUAUCUGCACCCGAUGUGCAAGUACGACAAAACCUGCCACCGGCCGGAUUGCAACUACAUGCACACCAAACCGCUGUCGGCACACUCCUCGACGGCGCCGCCACUUGCCUCGUCGGUGGUUCCGGUGCAAAACUACAAAACCAUAACGGCUAAACCGUUGCCGCAGUUGUGCCGAUUCUACCCGGGUUGCUCGAACGGUGAUCUGUGCCCGUACUACCAUCCGAAGCUGUGCCGCUUCGGGAAACACUGCAUGAACAAGGUCGAGUGCAACUUCUACCACUAUGACCUGCCCGGAGGUGGCGCCGGAGGUGCCCUCGAUCACCACGAGGUACCACCCAAGGACAAGUUCAAAUGGGUUUCGCCCUUCUCGGCUUAACAUCGUCAGUAGACGGGGAUUGCUGUUUCCGUUUCUCUUUAAUUAUAGUUGUAGCUCUGCUCUAUUCUUACGGCACGUCGAAUUCUCACUUGCUUUUCUUCUUUUACUUUCUAAAGCAAUUUGGCGUGCGCACUUUGUUGUUUUAGUAGUUUUAAGACCCAAUAUUAUGAAUAUAUUUAUUCUUAUUUAGAAUCGAAUUGGUAUUCUGCGGCGAAGGAGAAGAGCUGCAGAAUCGGAGCAAUAUGUUUCUCGGUGGAGAGAAACGACUCGGUAAAGUUUGAAACAAAAAAACUUUUGUAGAACUAAAUUAUUUAGAUCACUGUUCAAAUAAACAUUAUGUUACGAAACAUAUGAAGGAGACAGAAAUCAUUGUACAUAACAGCUAAUAUAAAAAUCUGCAUGGAAAACUGUAAGAUUAAAAAAAAACACGUCAGCUUCUAUCCGUAUCAGUCACAACGUAGCAAAGAAAAGAACGUUGUGAACAUCUAUGAUUCAUCGUUUAGCCACACAAUUGCAACAGGGCUAUAAAGAGUUUUAGAAAGUGGUCAUAAUUUCGAACAAGAAACCAUCAGCAAAUAUAAUCACUUCAGUAAGUUGAUAUUA